CUAUGAUUAUAGUACUCUUUCAGUUUGGUUGUAACUUGUAAGGGUUCCUAGGGUUUUAUCCUUGUUGCGUCUUUCUUCUCCAACCGUAAACAAUGGAGUCCCAAGCUCCAGCUCCAUGUUGGUCCAAUAUAGUUAAACAAAAUCCGGUAGAAUCCCCAACACAACCACCGAUUACCACCAAACUGUUGGAAACAUGUAAAUCUACAAAGGGUAUUGCUGUUGCUGUUGUUGAUGCCAACGCUAUUAUUCAAGGAGGAGAAAAGCUCUCAUCUUUCGCCGAUAAGUUCGUAUCUGUUCCCGAAGUUUUAUCUGAAAUUCGUGAUCCUACUUCUCGUCAUCGUCUCUCUUUCUUACCCUUCUCUAUUGACACUGUGGAACCUUCCCCUGAAGCCCUCAAGAAAGCUGUCAGCUUUGCUAGAGCAACAGGUGAUCUGCAGACUCUUUCUGAUGUUGAUCUUAAGCUCAUUGCUCUAACUUACACAUUAGAGGCACAAUUUCAUGGCACAAGUCAUCUUAGAGACAGUCCUCCCCCUAUUCAUGUGUUGAAUGUAAGGAGAUUGCCCGAGAAAGACUUGCCGGGCUGGGGUUCCAAUGUUCCCAACCUUGAGGAAUGGGAAGCAUUAGAAGCUUUGGCAGAUGGCAAUUCCGAUCCUAAUUCUAGAAUUCUCCCGUUAAAAGAUUUAGCCUUAAAUAUCCCUGCCGAGGACCAAACAAAUUUGCAAGAUGAUUCUGUUGAAAAUGGGGGUGAAAAUCAUGACGGUGCUGACUUGACUUCAAGGCAACACCGGAGAUUUCCACCCAAAAAGAGAGAGGUGAAGAUUGAAGGAAAAAAGAUGAUGGCAGAUGGUAUUGAUGCAUCUCAAGGACAAUAUGAUGAUGAUAAUUCUGGUGAUUGGCGUCCUGCGGUAAGCCGAAGCACCCAUAGAAGGUUUCUCAGAAGGAAAGCUCGUCGUGAAAUGUAUGAAGAGUCCUUGAAAGAUGAUGAUCAGCAAGACAUCAAUAAAAAUACUGCAGGGAAAGUUGUGGAGGCUGAGUGUACUGUUCAGACUUGUAAUGACAAACAUGUCGAUCAAGAGCUUCCCGAGGAGAAAAAUGUCAGUGAAGGGACAAACGGCGCUGAGCAAAUUUCUUCUAUUUUGGAGCAGAUAAGACUGAAUGAUUCAGGAGAGGAUGAGAAACAGGACGAGCAAUCUGAUUCUCGCUUAGAGGUGACAUCAGUAGAUGGUGAAUUUGAAAAUGCUCAUUUUGGAAGUGAAGGGGAUAAUAAUGAAGCAUUAGAUCACUUGGAGAAUCAAAGUGUUGAUACCUCAUAUGCAGGGGAUGAUGCUAGUGAACAGAGCUGGAUGCUGAGAUCUUUGUCGGAUUCGAGUGUUGUGUGUAUCACAGGAGAUUUUGCUAUGCAAAAUGUUAUCUUGCAGAUGGGUUUACGCCUACUAGCUCCUGGAGGAAUGCAAAUACGUGAGUUAAACAGGUGGGUGCUAAAAUGCCACGCUUGCCAAAAUGUAACUGCUGAAGUGGGUCGUGUCUUUUGUCCUAAGUGUGGCAAUGGUGGUACCUUGAGGAAGGUUGCUGUUACCGUUGGGGAGAAUGGGGUUGUGCUACAAGCAAGAAGACAUCGUAUAAACUUGCGUGGUACAAAGUUUUCAUUACCUUUACCCCAAGGUGGAAGAGAUGCCAUAACUAAGAAUCCCGUCUUACGGGAAGAUCAGAUUCCGCAAAAGUUCUUAUAUCCCAAAACAAAGAAGAAAUCAAACAAGGAAGAUGAUUUCUUCGGUGUGGAUAGCAUAUUCGUUCACCACACUGAUAAGAAAGGCUUUCAUAGGCCUCCUGUAAGACAGGCAUUAGCAGUUUUCAGUGGUAAAAGAAAUCCGAAUGACAACCAUUACUCUCGUGGCAAGCACUGAGUCGGCUUUGCCCGGAAAUUUUGUUAGAUGUAGUAUUAUUUUUGUUGUUUUUCCUAGUUUCUGAAAGUCUUUUUAUGCAUACACUUCCUGUUUAUUGAUCCCAAAUUGAAUUGGAAUCCUUCCUUCUGAUUGAAUGUUUUUGUGAAUUGCAGAAUUAUUGUUAUAUUUGAUUGUUAUUAUUUGAUCUCUCAGUUCA
This is a messenger RNA of Amaranthus tricolor (Joseph's coat), 2100 nucleotides long. Its product is annotated as RNA-binding NOB1-like protein. Gene Ontology annotation, biological process: ribosomal small subunit biogenesis; maturation of SSU-rRNA. NCBI's taxonomy places the organism in Eukaryota, Viridiplantae, Streptophyta, Magnoliopsida, Caryophyllales, Amaranthaceae. Gene Ontology annotation, cellular component: preribosome, small subunit precursor. Gene Ontology annotation, molecular function: RNA endonuclease activity. Bases 93 to 1904 code for a protein of 603 amino acids. The transcript is spliced from 5 exons. The record is from RefSeq and is a predicted model, not a curated record.